AUGCGAAUUAUAGUUUGUCUUGGUGACUUGAAUGCGAAGCUGUUGAUGAAGAUGCAGACUCAGUUGACGGAUAUCCUCACUGCUUCAAAAUCUUCUCCUACAGUAUUGAUGUGUGUGGUGGCGCUAUCGAGUGCCGCCCCCCAGUCCUUCUCCCGCCACCGAGCCGUUCCUCAGAGGGCAAUAUAUGAGAAUUUUCGUUCCAAGAGCUUCAGUCGUCCAACUCCUGAGGACAUCGAAUUCAGACUCUAUACCAGGGAAUCUCGCAAUGACCCCGACCGCCUCGUCGCCGGUAACCUGACCUUGCUCGAAGGGUCAAAGUUCAAGAGUGAAUUGCCUCUGGUCGUCGUUACCCAUGGCUUUUCCGAGACAGCUGAUGAUUCCGUGUGGAUGAAUGCCACGAAAAAUGCUCUGCUUGAUAAGGCAGACAUGAACGUCAUUCUCACCCAGUGGCAAGAGCUGGCCAACGGUCUCAGGUAUGACAUCGCUGCCAGAAAUACCUUUUACGUGGGUAUUGCUUUGGCUGAUCUGCUGAAGUUCCUUGAGAACAACACCGAAGGCUUCAACGGCAGCAAAGUACACCUCGUAGGCUUCAGUUUGGGCGCACAAGUGUCUGGAGUUGCUGGACACAAGUACCCAGGAGUGGCCAGGAUUACAGGUCUCGACCCCGCGGGCCCGCUGUUCGAAGACGGCAACCCGGAGAGCCGGCUUGACGCUUCCGACGCGGACCUCGUCGACGCCAUCCACACCAACGCAGGGAACCUCUUAACGGGACACUUCGGCUACAACGACCCCGUAGGACACCUCGAUUUCUACGUGAACGGCGGCAAUUCUCAGUACGGUUGCCCGCCUUUCAUCUGGGAUAGCAUCGUCGAGAUCAUAACACUGUCGCCAGGAGACAUCGACGCUUGUAGCCACGGUCGCGCCCACGAGUAUUUUCUGGAGUCCCUCCUCUCCCCCGAACCCACAGUCGGAUUUCAGUGCCCGGACUACGAGAACUUCGAGGUCGGAGAAUGCUUCAACACACCUCGAGCUGCUAUGGGUUACGAUGUCACACGCGAAGCUAGGGGAGUGUUUUACGUAGAUACGCAGGGCGAGGCUCCCUUUUUCUCUCGCCACCUGGAAGUGAACCUAACAAUAGGAGAGGGCGAGACCACAUACCACGGAGAAGUAACUUUCCAUACUAUCAUUCCUGGUCGAGAAACAAAGGAGGUUGUUAUGUUUAGUGGCUGGCCUUCUCUCCACCCUGGCGAUCUCCACCAGACUACCCUCACCAUACCCUCAGGAACGAGCACUGACGAGGUACCCAUCGACGUGGUAUUCCAUAAGAAUUACCUGCUGCCUCUCUCGCCCAGCCACCUCAACGUAGAGAGCAUUGGGGUUGUCGAUACGUACACGGAGCAAGAAUAUUGCAUGGCUAGCAAGAAGGUCCUCCAAUCUGGUACGACGUAUUCCCUGAAGGCUACACUUGGAUCCUGUUGAAUGAAGACCGUUUCUUGAAGGAGUGUAUGUGACGGAUAAGACACACCCAUUACAGCUGUGUAAAUAUAGGGAAACAAAAAAAUAAGACUGAGCCUAAUUUCAGCUGGGGAAAUACAGGAAAACAAAAGACCUAAGAUACUCAUUUCAAUUAGGGAUUUAGAGGGAAACAAAGAAUUUAAGACACAAUAACAUUUCAGCUGAAGAAAUAUAGGAAAACGAAUCCCAUUUCAGCAAAGGAUCAAUAAAGAAAAAAAAAAAAAAAAAAAAAAAAAAAUAAGAUAAACCAUCAUUUCAGGAAAAGAUGUAGAGGAAAACAAAAUAUUUAAGGCAUACCCAUUUCAGCAAAGGGUAUAUAUGAAAACAAAGGAUUCAAGACACACCCAUUUCAACUAGGGAUUCUAUACAGAAACAAAAUAUUUUAGUGUAGUGUCCAUGCUACCGCACCAGUAAUAAUAAUUUGCAAUAAUCGGACGAGAUAGUACUGGUCAUCAAGGUUAACAUAAAUGUUCAGUAAUGAGUUUAAGACGCAUGGUAAAUUUUAUGUGUUUAUUAAUUGAGUUUGUAUUUUAUGUCUUCAAAUAUCGGUAAUAUUCAACCUUUUCCUGUAGGGUACACGAUCUUCAUAGAAAUUCGCGUAGCUUUUUUUGGAAUGGAUUUGAUCAAAACGUAUAUGUUGGAAAAUAAGAUAUUGUAUUGACUCUGCCUAUGCUACGAUAUUGUAUAAUGUAUUGUCCUGACUAAUUAAAAUCGUAAUAUUU
Messenger RNA from Penaeus chinensis, 2237 nucleotides. Its product is annotated as inactive pancreatic lipase-related protein 1-like. Bases 1 to 1479 code for a protein of 492 amino acids. Gene Ontology annotation, molecular function: carboxylic ester hydrolase activity; lipase activity. The transcript is spliced from 11 exons. The record is from RefSeq and is a predicted model, not a curated record. Gene Ontology annotation, biological process: lipid metabolic process. NCBI's taxonomy places the organism in Eukaryota, Metazoa, Arthropoda, Malacostraca, Decapoda, Penaeidae.